AUGCAGGUGAUUGUGGAGGAUAACGCUGGUGCGCCGGCCAGCGAGGCCUCGAACGCAACGCAAGAAUCGACCAAGGAGCCACACGAUCACGCACAAGAAAAAAAGCCAAACCAGCAGCAGCAGGAGCAACCACAGGAGAACAUCGACGACUGGGAAUCUGCAUCGGAAGCUGCGCCUGAGCCAUUAAGAGCGGAAUCCAAGCAAGGAACGCCAAAACCUGUUAGAACGUGUGCACUGAGAGAUUCCGAACAGGAGUGGGCCGUAUACCCGGAGUCCAACUAUUCCUUCGAAUAUGACAGCGCGCUUGGCAGGAAGUGGAGCGCAGGCGUUGCCGAAGAGCUUCUUUUGAAGCGGCAAGAAGCGUAUAUGCGUGAAGGCACGCGCCGGUCGGUCGCAGCCCUUUUCUUGGUGCAUCGCGCGGAGUAUCCGCAUGUCUUGCUACUUCUGGAUCAGAAGCAGCAGAAGCACAGCCUUGUGACUUUCAAGUACAAGACAUGGCAGAAGCCGAGGGAGGUGCUGUACGACAAGCUCCAAAAGCACUUAAUCAAGCUUGAGCAGGGUUCAAAGAGGAAAUGGGUGGCCCAGCAGGCCUCAGCAGAGGGCGCUGAGAUGGAAGUUGGCGAGUUUCUUGGCGAAUGGUGGCGUGGGGAGUUCGAUGACGAAUUAGUGCCAUACCUUCCUCCACAUGUUACCCGCCCUAAGGAGAGGGUCAGGGUUCACCAGGUGCAGCUACCGUAUCGGUGUUCGUUUCGCGUUCCGAUGGGCUUCUGCCUAACCGCUAUUCCCAUCUUCGAGCUUACUCCUCAUCGCGUGGGCACAGCAAUCGGCGGGCUUUCCCACAUUCUGGCACGUUUUAGCAUCCGCCUUAGGGUCCCUACCGCGGACAAGUACGAGGCCGCUUCCUUUCUUGAGAAUAAAAUCGAGCCAGAUGCGGAAGGUGCUUGGACCGGCACCGAUAUAGCCGAGGCAGCGGAUCGGUCCGAAGCAGCGGUUGCAGCUGGUGAAACGAAUCAGGCACCUGAGGCAGUUGAAGACCUCGAAGUGCUGCCUCCAGAGCUGCAGCAUCUUGCCGAACUUGAAGAAGCUUUAUAA
Cyclospora cayetanensis is the source of this 1092-nucleotide messenger RNA. RefSeq names its product pre-mRNA cleavage factor Im 25 kDa subunit 2. The transcript has 2 exons. The record is from RefSeq and is a predicted model, not a curated record. NCBI's taxonomy places the organism in Eukaryota, Apicomplexa, Conoidasida, Eucoccidiorida, Eimeriidae. Gene Ontology annotation, molecular function: mRNA binding. The coding region runs from base 1 to 1092 and encodes 363 amino acids. Gene Ontology annotation, cellular component: mRNA cleavage factor complex.